AUGGUGAAGGAGGCGCCCACCACACCGAGCGCCAAGGGCAAGGGCAAGGGCGCCGCGUCCGCCUCCGCGCCGACGCCGCCGUCCAAGUCCGCCCCCGGAUCGGCCAGGCGCAAGAGGGUGUAUAAGAAGAAGAAGGCCGAUCCGGAGAAGAAGAAGGCGGCCGCCGCCGCUGCAGUCGCGGCCUCCGCCGACGCACCUGCUUCGGGGCCCACGCCGGUGGUUCCCGCUCCGGCCGACGUCGGGGCUUCGGCCGCCCUUGUGGUCGCCGAGAACGGCGGCGCUGAUGGGAAGAUGGUCGCCAAGGCCAACGGUGAUGGCGAUAAGUCCGUCGCCAAGGCCAACGGUGAUGGCGAUAAGUCCGUCGCCGAGAACAAGGGUGAUGGCAGUAAGUCCGUCGCCGAGAACAAGGGUGAUGGCAGUAAGAUGGGCAGUGGGAACAGCAGUGCUGACAGGAAGAGGGGCAGGAAGGAUAAGAUGAGGGGGAGGGCGAAGGGGGAAGGACAGGGGAGGGUGAACCCGAAGGUGGAGGAGAAGGAGAAGAAGGACGAUGCAGUGGGGGAGGAGAGGGGCAGUGCUGGGUUUAUCUUCAUGUGCAGCGCAAAGACGAAGCCGGAGUGCUUCCAGAACAGUGUGUUUGGCUUGCCCAAGGGGAAGAUAGAUGUGGUGGAGAAGAUCCGACCAGGGGCGAAGCUGUUCCUGUAUGACUUUGACCUGAAGCUUCUCUAUGGGGUGUACAAGGCAACGGCAAGAGGAGGGAUGGAUCUUGUGCGACGUGCGUUCAAUGGGAAAUUCCCUGCUCAGGUCAAAUUCAGGAUUGAUAAAGAUUGUCUUCCGCUUCCUGAGAGUAGUUUCAAGCAUGCCAUUAAGGAGAACUACAAUUCAAAGGGAAAAUUCACCCAAGAGCUCAAUUCUAGACAAGUCCGUAAGCUACUAGCACUAUACAAGCCAGUUAACAUACAUCGGCCAUCUUCCCAACAUGUUCAAGAAGUUCGUCGGACAAACCGUGUUGAGGGGCGCAUGCCUCACUAUGUUGAAGAAAGGCGACAGCCAUAUGAUUAUGAAGAAAGGCGGCUGCCACGACAUCAUGAAGAAAUGCAACACCCACAAUUUGUUGAAGGAAGGAGAUUAGCCUAUGAUUAUGAAGAAAGAAGGCCAUCACUCCAUGUUGAGGAAAUUCGACGCCCACAGUUUGUUGAAGAAGUUCAGCCACCUACAUACUAUCAUGUUGCUCCUGCUCCUCAUGGUUCUUACCAUCCACAUCAAGCUAAUGUCAUUUAUGAAAGGGCUCCAGGUGAUCCCGCUAGCAGGGUGGAUCCAUUCCUUCCAAGAGACUACAGGCUGCCGCCACAGGAGGUAGCCGCGCACCCCAGCUACGCUGACGAGAUCUACCGUGGUGCUGCUUACCCAGCCGCUCAGGACCCGUCCUACGCGGCCAGGCCCGCUGCUUACCCGGCAAACCUCCAGGGGCCUGCUGCUUCAAGGGUGCCGGUGUCCUCCCUCUACUCGUUCGCCGGAGCACCGGCGUACAGAUGA
Messenger RNA from Triticum turgidum subsp. durum (durum wheat), 1533 nucleotides. Lineage: Eukaryota; Viridiplantae; Streptophyta; Magnoliopsida; Poales; Poaceae. The record is from the annotation of a GenBank genome assembly.